AAAAGUUCCACUGAUGGUUUCCUGUCUUUUCAAAAUCCCAUCUCCCCAUUACGCUAGUGUCCAACUUUUAUCGAAGACAAUUUUUUGUCGGCUUUACAGCUGCCGUAUGGGUCAGGUUAACACGUAUCCACGUUGGAGCAAAUGUUGAGGAACUUACGUGUUGUCCGGCCCGGUUAUGAAGAGCCUUGAAGACCGAUGGACAAUUACAUUUUUAUCAGAGUGGUUGGGCAAGGGAGCUACGGGGAGGUGAACUUGGUGAAGCACAGAACAGACCGAAAACAGUAUGUCAUAAAAAAGCUCAAUUUAACCACCUCCUCGAAACGGGAACGUCGAGCUGCAGAGCAGGAGGCGCAGCUUUUGUCCCAGCUCCGACAUCCCAACAUCGUAACAUACAGGGAAUCCUGGGAAGGAACCGACCUCCAACUUUACAUAGUGAUGGGCUUCUGUGAAGGCGGUGACCUCUAUCACAGACUCAAACAGCAAAAGGGAGAGCUGCUACCAGAGAGGCAGGUGGUGGAGUGGUUUGUUCAGAUUGCCAUGGCACUCCAGUACCUUCAUGAAAGGAACAUUCUUCAUCGGGACCUUAAAACACAGAAUAUCUUCCUGACAAAGACCAACAUCAUCAAAGUUGGGGACCUCGGCAUCGCACGUGUAUUGGAGAACCAGAAUGAUAUGGCCAGCACACUUAUCGGGACACCUUACUACAUGAGUCCAGAGCUCUUCUCUAAUAAACCCUACAAUCACAAGUCUGAUGUAUGGGCCCUGGGUUGCUGUGUGUAUGAAAUGUCAACACUAAAACACGCCUUCAAUGCUAAGGAUAUGAACUCACUGGUCUAUCGCAUUGUAGAAGGAAGGCUCCCACAGAUGCCAAGUAAGUACGACCCCCAGCUAGGAGAGCUAAUAAAAAGCAUGUUGUGUAAAAGGCCAGACGACAGGCCAGAUGUCAAACUUAUACUGCGGCAACCUUACAUCAAACGACAAAUUGCCAUGUUCCUGGAGGCCACCAAAGAAAUAACUGCUAAGUCAAGAAAGAAAGUUUCUGGUGGCAGCAGGUACAUCCAAAGCAACGAUGUAGCCAAUGUGGCGCAGCUUCAGCCAAAACCAAAGCCACUCCCUCCAAGUCCUCAGCUGGAACCCCUUCCCAGGUUGAAACAAAAAGACAAAUCACAGCUCCUCAAAAAUCAAAACGGUGUCACAGACUGUAACCCGCUUCAAAUAAAUCCACCGCCUAAGCCGUCCUCACCUGAUGCUCUCAAAAGCAGCAUCACAUCCAUGGCAAGCAUCAGCAACAUCCAAGUUGACAUGUGUCCACAGCAGGAUCCAGAUUCGAUAAAGAGGGCAUUAGACGCACCUCAGUUAGCUGUGGCACAACACCAAGCUGAGAAAAAGGAGCCCUUGACCCCUUCUACACAUGUUAAGCCCCCACUCAAGCCUGUAUCAGCAGCUGGCAGGAGGGGAGUAGAUGACAGAAAAGUAUUAAAUGGAUUUUGUCCAUUUCGGGACACCUUUUCAGUCUCUGAGAAAAAGGUGUCAGCUAAUGAUGACAAGGAUGACACAAUGGAGCUCCUUAAGGACGCUUACAUGCCGAACAGUAAAGUAGAAAUGAAGCAAGGAACAGAUUUGGAGAAGAGAUCUACACACAGAAUCACCUUAGACAAAGUAGAGGAGAACAUAGAGUGUAAAAAUGAUUCCAUGAAUCCUGUCAACAGAGCUCAAACAGGACAUGCAGACAUACAAGAUAAUUUGGAGUCUACAGAAAAGCUGCUACAACCAUUCUCUCCGACAGUUGAACCUCCUGAAGAGAAGGUUCCCUUACAAAUCAACUCCCAGAGUGUAACCAGUGCUCCAUUUCUCACUGCCCAAGAACCUGCUGUCUCACUGGAGUACAGUGGGAGGGACAUAAAACAGACAGAUUGUGAUCAGCAAAAGACUAAAGCAGCAUCUCGCAGACCUUUGCCUCUAGGUGCUGUCGAACCAUCAUUAGAAGUGAGGAAGAAAAACACAGAGAGCAAGAAAAUGAAUGAGAAUGUCACAUCUAAAUCUUGUGGGGACGGAUUAUUUAAUCUACCAAAGGAGCGCCCUCUAUCUGCCAGAGAGAGAAGAAGACUGAGGCACUCCCAAGACACUGCCUGCCAAUCAGGUGCUGUAAGAGCAUCUCAUGAUGUCACUGGUUCCAAGACCCAACACCAGAACACUCCAGUUUCCAACUCUGUGUCAGACUUUAUUACUCGGACCAAUAAGCGGGGAAAGGAUGAAGAUGAGUACAGCUCAUCCACAAGCUCCACAGAGCAUGCAGAGGGAGACUGCAGGGAAAGGAGAGCUGAAACCAAAGACAUGCAGGAUUUAGUCCACAUGAUGACCAAAACUUUGAGGAUGGUUGAUGGAAAUGAUGUGAACGAGGUGGACAAACAUGAAUUGGGUUGUACGUUGUUGCCAGAAUUCAAACUUAACAAGAAGUACAGGGACACCCUGGUGCUCCACGGCAAGGCUCGACAGGAAGCAGAGAACUUGUCACUGGGAGAAAUCCCAAUAGGCUCCACGUCGGGUCCAGCCAAGAUCAGGAGGGCCAUCGAGCUCCUGAGAACUGAUGUAGUAAAGGGCCUGGGGGUCAAGCUCUUGGGCAAAGUCCUGGAAAUCAUGGAGGAGGAGGAUGACGAUAAACUAGAAUUGUGCCUUCGUCAGCAGAUGGGUGAUGAAAAGUAUCACACGUAUGGUGUGAUGGUGAGACAACUGAAAUUCUUUGAGGAGAUUGCCUUCAAGGUUUAGAAAAAUAAUUGUAACAAAAAAACAAUUGAUGUAUGGAAGCUUUCACCAGUGAGGCAAGUGCCAUGGCAACUGCCACUUCCUGUCUACAUAAACAUUCGAAUUUAUGCUUGUUGCUGCUAUUGUUGCAUCAACACCAUGACAAACAGUUCAAUGUAAAUACAGUGGGUACGGAAAGUUUUCACUCCCUUAAAAUUUUCGCUCUUUGUUAUAUUGCAGCCAUUUGCUAAAAUCAUUUAAGUUAUUUUUUUUCCGCAAUGUACACACAGGACCCCAUAUUGACAGAAAAAAAGGAAUUGUUUACAUUUUUGCAUAGUUAUUCAAAAAGAAAAACUGAAAUAUCACAUAGCCAUAAGUAUUCAGACCCUUUCCUGUGACACUCAUAUAUUUAACUCAGAUGCUGUCCAUUUCUUCUGCUUAUCCUUGAGAUGGUUCUACACCUUCAUUGGAGUCCAGCUGUGUUUGAUUAUACUGAUUGGACUUGAUUAGGAAAGCCACACAACUGUCUAUAUAAGACCUUACAGCUCACAGUGCAUGUCAGAGCAAAUGAGAAUCAUGAGGUCACUGCCUGAUGAGCUCAGAGACAAUUGUGGCAAGGCACCGAUGUGGCCAAGGCUACGAAUUAAUUUCUACUCCACUUAAGGUUCCUAAGAGGACAGUGGCCAAACUGAGCAAUCAGGGGAGAAGAGCCUUGGUGAGAGAGGUAAAUAAGAACCCAAAGAUCACUGUGGCUGAGAUCCAGAGAUGCAGUCGGGAGAUGGGAGAAAGUUCUAGAAAGUCAACCAUCACUGCAGCCCUCCACCAGUCGGGGCUUUAUGGAAGAGUGGCCUGACGGAAUCCUCUCCUCAGUGCAAGACACAUGAAAGCCUGCAUGGAGUUAGCUAAAAAACACCUGAAGGACUCCAAGAUGGUGAGAAAUAAGCUUCUCUGGUCUGAUGAGACCAAGAUGAACUUUUUGGCCUUAAUUCUAACCGGAAUGUGUGGAGAAAACCAGGCACUGCUCAUCGCCUGUCCAAUAGUCCCCCAACAGUGAAGCAUGGUGCUGGCAGCAUCAUACUGUUUUUUCAGCUGCAGGGACAGGACGACUGGUUGCGAUCGAAGGAAAGAUGAAUGCGGCCAAGUACAGGACAAAAACCUUCUCCAGUGCUCAGAACCUCAGACUGGGCUGAAGGUUCACCUUAAAAAAAGACCAUGACCCUAAGCACACAGCUAAAAUAACGAAGGAGUGACUUUAGAACACCUCUGUGACUGUUCUUGAAUGGCCCAGCCAAAGCCCUGACUUAAACCCAAUAAAGCAUCUCUGGAGAGACCUGAAAAUGGCUGUCCACCAACGUUCACCAUCCAACCUGACAGAACUGGAGAGGAGCUGCAAGGAGGAAUGACAGAGGAUCCCCAAAUCCAGGUGUGAAAAACAUCAUCAUUCAUCCAUCAUCCAACAUCAUCCAUCAUUCCCAAAAAGACUCAUGGCUGUAUUAGCUCAAAAGGGUGCUUCUACUAAAUACAGAGCAAAGUGUCUGAAUACUUAUGGCUGUAUGAUAUUUCAGGUUUUCUUUUUUAAUAAAUCUCCAAAAAUUUUAACAAUUCUGUUUUUUUUCUGUCAAUAUGGGGUACUGUGUGUACAUUAAUGAGGGAAUAAAAUUUAUUUAAAUGAUUUUAGCAAUUGGCUGCAAUAUAACAGAGUGAAAAAAUUUAAGGGGGUCUGAAUAUUUUCCGUACCCACUGUAACUGUAUGACAAUGUUUAUAUCCUUAUGUUAUAGUUUAGUAUUUUUCACUAUGUCUAUGCAAACAUCUUCCUUAAACAUACCUUGCUGUAAUGGAGUAUUUAGUUUAAUUUAUCAUGAGAGCCAGAAUAUUGUUGAAUAUUUUACCUGUAUUGCAUCUUUUGAGGGGGAUUAUUUUCAUUUGUCUUAUACACAACGUAGAAA
Messenger RNA from Phyllopteryx taeniolatus (common seadragon), 4689 nucleotides. RefSeq names its product NIMA-related kinase 4 (gene nek4). Gene Ontology annotation, molecular function: protein kinase activity; ATP binding. The transcript is spliced from 16 exons. NCBI's taxonomy places the organism in Eukaryota, Metazoa, Chordata, Actinopteri, Syngnathiformes, Syngnathidae. The coding region runs from base 196 to 2766 and encodes 856 amino acids. Gene Ontology annotation, biological process: protein phosphorylation. The record is from RefSeq and is a predicted model, not a curated record.